Jaculus jaculus (lesser Egyptian jerboa) is the source of this 2763-nucleotide messenger RNA. RefSeq names its product zinc finger RANBP2-type containing 2 (gene Zranb2). Lineage: Eukaryota; Metazoa; Chordata; Mammalia; Rodentia; Dipodidae. Gene Ontology annotation, molecular function: lipopolysaccharide binding; RNA binding. The coding region runs from base 70 to 1032 and encodes 320 amino acids. The transcript is spliced from 11 exons. Gene Ontology annotation, biological process: RNA processing. The record is from RefSeq and is a predicted model, not a curated record.
GGGCGGAGGCCCCGGCCGCGGCCUGCGGAGAAGACGACGCUGCGGGCGGCGGGGCUGCGGGCGUCCAAGAUGUCCACCAAGAAUUUCCGAGUCAGUGACGGGGACUGGAUCUGCCCUGACAAGAAAUGUGGAAACGUAAACUUUGCUAGAAGAACCAGCUGUAAUAGAUGUGGUCGGGAGAAAACAACCGAGGCCAAGAUGAUGAAAGCUGGGGGCACAGAAAUAGGAAAGACACUUGCAGAAAAGAGCCGAGGCCUUUUUAGUGCUAAUGACUGGCAAUGUAAAACUUGCAGUAAUGUGAAUUGGGCUAGAAGAUCAGAGUGCAACAUGUGUAAUACUCCAAAGUAUGCUAAAUUAGAAGAAAGAACAGGAUAUGGUGGUGGUUUUAAUGAAAGAGAAAAUGUUGAGUAUAUAGAAAGAGAAGAAUCUGAUGGAGAAUAUGAUGAGUUUGGACGUAAAAAGAAAAAGUAUAGGGGAAAGGCAGUUGGUCCUGCGUCUAUAUUAAAAGAAGUAGAAGAUAAAGAAUCAGAGGGCGAGGAAGAGGAUGAGGAUGAAGAUCUUUCUAAAUAUAAAUUAGAUGAGGAUGAGGAUGAAGAUGAUGCUGAUCUCUCAAAGUAUAAUCUUGACGCCAGUGAAGAAGAAGAUAGUAAUAAAAAGAAACCAAAUAGACGGAGCCGUUCAAAGUCUCGAUCUUCACAUUCUCCAUCUUCAUCACGCUCAUCCUCCCCCUCAAGUUCAAGGUCUAGGUCCAGGUCCCGUUCAAGAAGUUCUUCCAGCUCGCAGUCAAGAUCUCGUUCCAGUUCCAGAGAACACUCGAGAUCUCGUGGGUCGAAAUCAAGAUCCAGCUCCAGGUCCCACAGGGGCUCUUCUUCCCCACGAAAAAGAUCUUAUUCAAGUUCUUCAUCUUCUCCUGAGAGGAGCAGAAAGAGAAGCCGUUCUCGAUCUUCUUCACCUGGAGAUCGCAAAAAAAGACGAACAAGAUCACGGUCACCCGAAAGCCAGGUGAUGGGUGAGAACACUAAACAACCCUGAGCCCAGGGCCAACCCCUACGGAACACCACUACUUCACCCAGGCACCACAGGUCGUCUUCUGGAUCAACCCAUUCUGCCUCUCGUUCAAGUUCCAAAAAGAAAUAAUGUAUUAAAAUCACAUCUAAAACAGCAGUGCAUGAAGCAUACUUUUUAAGAAGUUGAUAUCUUAUUUGAUCAGAAGUGCUAAAUCUGCUGAUAGAGGUGCAUGCCUUUAUUGUGUUUCAGAACAAUACAUCUAUGUUUAUUUGUGGAACUAAAAGUAAAUGCAUUUUAAGCCAUAAUGUCCCCCAAAUGUUCUGUUUAUUAAUUACAGCCAUUGACUUCAUUUAAAACCAUUUCAGCUUAACGGUACCUUUGAUUCCUCAUUUCAGUUCUCAUUCUCAUUUCUGAGUAGAUCCUGCCUACAUUGGCUGGAGCCAGGAUUACCUAAGCUUUCCUGGACACUGGCCAUGUGUACAAGGCUGAUACAGUGACCAACUUGUAUUCCUUUGGGAGUAGUUGACCUGGUCAUUGGCUGUGUCAUAGUGAUUCUUAACAGAAGUUUAAUUAUAAAGCCACCAACUGGAAACUUCCUUUCAAUUCCCUAUGCUGAGGGUGCCUUAGAAUCCUUGUCUCUGUUACCCUCUUUAUGUCAGUUUUGCACCACCACACUUGAAGCAAAGGAAUCUGGAGAACUGCAGGAGAGAGGUGUUCUCCUUUCCCUUUUCUCAUCCAAAAAGUCCAUCUUUACUGAUGUUAAAAAAUAUAAUAAUAAUAAUCUGUUUUCAGAAUGUUUAUUUGAAAUAAGAGUUGAGUUACAAAUACCGUAUUUGAUUGAUGUAUUGAAAAGCUGCAUUGGUUAAUGAAAAGCUAGCAGCGGUCAUGUAAAUUUAAGCAAAUAUAUGACUUGAGACAUUUAACACAAAACAAACUGCAGAUAACUUUUUUUUGAAUAGCUAAAGAAUGCUGGUUUCUGCAUAAUUAAAACUACUUUCCUGUUUACUUGAAAAAUCUUAUGGCUUAAAAUGCUUUCAGAGUUUUAUUUCUGAAAUAACAAGAAGUGGUCACUUGAUCAUUUUGUUUUAAACCCAUCUGGUUUAAAAGUUAAGUUUCUCUUAACAGUCCUCUUCAGUGACAAUAUAAGGUAAGUAUAUUAAAGGAAAUCAGCAAUUGUACUUUGGCUCUCUGUGAAAGGGUAUUGAUUUCUUUUUCUUGUGUUUUUUUUUAAUUAAAUUUUUUGUCCCUCAAUAUUUCUCACUACAAUUUAAAUAAGAAUUAAAGCAUUUUAAGGUGGUUAGUAGACAGACCAAACAUUUUUUUUUAUUUUAAAGUGUUUUUUUUCUUCGGUGAUCUAAAGAUGAAAGCAAGAUAUCUAUGUAGAAAUAUUUUCAUAAUAUUUUUACAAGCUUUCCCGUGUUUUCUAUGUCUUAAUUGUCCUUGCUGCAUUCACUGUAGGUUGCACAAGAACUCUUGCUCUCUUGUAACUGUGCCUCGGGCUUGUUGAAAGUCUGCUUUUUGAGUUGCCAGAUGAACCUUCUAGAUGCUCCAUGUUAAAUUGGUUUACUCUCGUGCUCUGUGUGUUGGAAACUGGCUGUCCUAAGCAAAUGCAAGGUUGUAAAUUUAGCUAUUAGGAGUUUACAGUUUACAAUUCAGAUAAUUAUGAUUUGAUUUGGUUUAAUUGAGCUGUACUACUUCAUUUCAUAAGGAAAUGAAACUGUAGACAAAAUGUAAAUAAAAUCUGUGAGUCAAGCA